Molecule: messenger RNA, 1599 nt
Organism: Colletotrichum tamarilloi
Lineage: Eukaryota; Fungi; Ascomycota; Sordariomycetes; Glomerellales; Glomerellaceae
Exons: 1
Coding region: 1-1599 (532 amino acids)
Source: RefSeq, a predicted model, not a curated record
AUGGGCCCGCGAGUACUGCCAGUCGAUGGUUUUGUGGUGUACAAAAAUCCAGACGAACAGCGGCACGAGUUCGCAGACCAGGCAGUCAAGUUCAGCAGCGCGUAUCUGUCACCAGAAACAGCAUGUUUUCGUCUCACUUUUACCAUCUUGGGUGGCGAGCACAACAAAACUGUCAUGUAUAUGCAAAUUACGCCUGACAUCCUCGACUCGUUCCGCCAUGAGACUUGCGAAUUGAAGAAUCGUGACCUACCUCACCUAGGCAACGUGCGGAGGCGGCUGGGCCGCAAGGCCGGCAGGGGCGACCUAACUCACUUUCGAUUUAACUUGCGCAAUGGCGUCCACGUACAGCGCAUCGUACCCAACGACUUUCCCGACUACGAAGCUCUUGACGACCCGGCUCGGCAUGUCCUUGACAUUGUUUCAUCGGUCGCCGCCUCUCCAUCAUUCUCCUUAUACAUUCCGGCCAAUCAAGUACUGCGGUCUGUGCUUGACAGUUGCGUUGAAGCUGCUGAGCGAUGUUCGGUGUUAACAGAGAAAGAGCUACAGUCGUAUCUGCGAGCGGUUGACUUGCAGAGGCUGUAUGGUGGCAAAGGUGGCAGGGUACUUGCCGUACGUGAUGACGACGCUGCCGUAGAUCGUGAUCUCGCCAUCGACGACCAUGAUAGUACCUCUCAGCUGGAGACCGAUUCGUGCGCGACAGUGGGUUUCGACGUUGUCCCGCGUGAUCAGGACUCUCCCCCGCGGUAUGACGAGCGCUCCACCGACGUGAAGAAGCCCAUGGCGAAGCUGGCCGACACGGUCAACGUCGUCGAAAGCUCCGUUAUUGGCUGUCCGCCGCCGGAGUAUGGUGACAUCGAACAGGCUCGCGGCACGCCGAUGGCUCUCAAGCGCGUGCGCCAAUGGGUGGAUGAGGAUGGGUCUCCGCACCCAAGUCCCAAACGAGCGUUUUCACUGGGUUCAUGUGUCGCGAUAUCCGCCUCGGCUUCAGCAACGAACGUGCGACGACUUGAUGCAACAAAGAGACUCGAACUUGAAGAUGCGGAUGUCGACGGCUACAUGCUGCUGCACGACUUAUCACGUCGGGUUAUUGAGCAAGAAAACCGGCAGGUGAUGCAAGAACAAGAAAACCACCAAUUACGGCAUGAGAUCAAGCUAUUACAAGAGAAAGUCGAACAACUGCGACAGCAGAAUAAGAUCUAUGAGAAACGUCAAAGUGAGGCGGAAGAGAUUUGUGGUGGUUUGAAAUAUCAACAAGACCUGGUCAAGGACGAGCUGGAGAAUUUCGAUGCCCAGGUUGAUGAGCUGGGAGGGAGACUUGGCGAGGUUGAGAAGGAAAUGCAAUGUUUUCCGGAGGAGCUGGUGGAUUUGGUGAGACAGACGAUUCGGGACAUGUUGCAAGAGGACAUGCUGCAAGAGGACAUGGUGCGAGACGCAAUCGCCGAUGUGGUCAAGGAAUGCGUGGAUGACCGGUUGAGCGACUACAUACGCGGAGAGGGCGAAGUUAACUUGGCUGGACCAGUGAGAGCAUAUUUGUGUAAGAUCGUCACGGACCAGGUAGCCACGGUGAAGGCAAAAAUAUGCAAGGCUCUACGAGAGUAG